Messenger RNA from Parathielavia appendiculata, 12881 nucleotides. RefSeq lists its product as uncharacterized. Gene Ontology annotation, biological process: protein polyubiquitination. The coding region runs from base 445 to 12522 and encodes 4025 amino acids. Gene Ontology annotation, cellular component: cytoplasm. The record is from RefSeq and is a predicted model, not a curated record. Gene Ontology annotation, molecular function: ubiquitin protein ligase activity. The transcript is spliced from 8 exons. Lineage: Eukaryota; Fungi; Ascomycota; Sordariomycetes; Sordariales; Chaetomiaceae.
CCAAACCGAACCUCCACUGCUUCCCACCACCGACUUCAUUACUUCGGCCACUAUUCGGCGUAACACUGACUGCGACAUCACCCGUGACUUAAACAACGCAUACUCGGCGACCGUAUCGUGAUUCUUUUCCCAGGACAUCCUGAGGCGACCUGCACUCGUCUUCAAGCUGUCUUGGGCUGAGGGGCUGCACCAUCGCUUGCCGAUUCGAUCCAUCCAACUCCGCGGCGCAGUUGCUGUACGCGGUUCAACCCGCCACCUUGAAGUUCCGUCAUCGCGGCAGCACCCUUUAGACGACAGUUGACCUUUGCCGUUAUUGACUACACCUUCGGAACCGACUCCGCAUUUUGUGGCUAACGCGAGGCUUUCGUGCGUCCUCGAGACGUGGGUAGUGGGAGGGGGAGUACCAGAUUUCUUCAGCCCUGGCGGCUCAGCCGCUCCUUCAGGAUGGGCAAAAUCACCAAGACGAUGCAGUCUAAACACAGGGAGAACCUGUCUCCCUGGGUUAGAAACUAUGUCCUCGCCGCAGCUUCUACGCCGCUGCCGCUCAUUCCCGAGAAGCUCAACGAGUUUCCGACGAGAUGGCCGUUCCCGCGCGGCGACCUCUAUCACUGGAUCCCGCUUUUGAACCGGUUCGACAGCGUCCUCGAGGCUUUUUGCGCGACCUACAACCUGCAUGAAGGAUUUCAGACACAGGACUUUGCGUGCGACUUGCUGAUGAACAAGGGCGCGCCGGUGGAGUACGCCGAUGACCAAGCAUAUAGCAAGGAACGUCUGGUGCAGAUGGGCUACAAUGAGGACGGCGACCGCCAGCUCAUCAUUUCCAUUCUCACGUUUACCCGUGUGCUCUUGCAGCAUUGCGGCAAUCGGAGCAUCUACGCCAGCAGCCCGCACCUGAACGAUUUGCUCAAUGCGACCGAUCUCAGCGUUGUCUACUCCACUCUCCAAGUUGGCCUGGAGCUCGCCCAGCGGUACCAGGCGUCAAUCAAGCGAGUCGGCACGCCCAACCGCCAAGUCAGCGCGGCCUUGCUUGCGAACCAUUACAAUAUCGAUCUUGAUCGGGUUCAAUUCCUCGCGCAACCCUUCGUGAAAACCCCCGUCUCCCCGGGUCCUCGUUUCUCAGAUGUGCCGCCGGCGACCCCGGGGUCUACGAGCAAGGGAAAGGACAAGGCACCUGGCUCCAAUCUCCGGAACGCGGCAUCCACAUAUGCCAACGACCUGACCGCAAUCGUUGCCCCUGGACCAGUCGAUGAUGGACGGUGGGCUGGGUGGGGAGACGUCAGAAUUCUCUAUUAUCCGAGAACCGAAAUCUCGGACUCCGGCGCCGCCGAACCGCCGAGCGGGGACGGUAGCUCGUCAUCAGUGCCGACGACUCCUACUCCACUCCGGCGUAGCGCCACGAGCAUCUCACACACUCCGCGUUCGACCAGACUACCGGGCGCCGAUGACAGCCCUCUAAGUCGAGGCCAUGGUCACAGUGGCGAUGACCACGCUGUUUCAGGCCCCAAGUCUCUUGAAUUGCGGCAGGCCACUGUGCAGAUGACAUCGAUCUAUGAGCUCCUCAAACUCUGUCCUGCCGACAUGUCGAAAUCUUCGAGGUACGAGUUCCUCAAUAGAUUGAGAAUAUCGAAGGCGUUUCUGGGAUCGUCCGAAGACCGGCAACUGGCGCUGGCUGUGCGUCUGCUGGCCAUCACCAACUUAGCAUACAUCCACCCCGAAGCCACUUUUGUCGAAAAGGUCCUGAAGCAGGACAACGACGAGCCACGCAGGUACCAGCUUGUGUACCAGCUUGCUGAGUUGGUUCAUCCGUCGGCCGAUGGAACGCCCGACACGCCUCUGCGGCUGCAAGCCCUCGCGCUCGCCGCUUUGGAGUCCAUCACCGUCAUGCCAUCUAAAUAUCCGGAGGUGGUUGCCGCGCUGAACGCGAACGUCAAUCACGGCGUUCUCCUGUAUGUCAUCCGAAAGGCUGUGGCAAGCAUGAAGGAGGACUCAAUUGAGCCGGAUGAUGGAAAGGUUACCGAUACCGAUCACUGGCGGGCUAGUCUCUUCGCCCUAACCCUACAGAUGGCCAUGGCCUCUCGCAUCGGCCAAGAAAUGUCGUCUGCCGGGCUUCUUGAGAUCAUGGUUGAAAUACUGAAUAUCCGCUCCAAGACUGCGGCGCGGAACUAUAGCAUGGUGCUCGCUUUCCUGGAUACCAUUAUUUAUGGGUUCAAUGGAGCGUUCACCGUGUUCAGCAAUGCGGGGGGUCUUGAUGCCAUCUCCAACCUCAUCAUUGACACGGUUGCCCGCUCGAAGGAACUUGUCGCGGCCGGGCUUGGAACCAAGCCCGAAUUCCACUCGCAUACGGUGGACUACGAAAUUCCUUUCUACCAGCAGCAAACCCUCAAGUGGCUUCUCAAGUUCAUUCACCACAUCAUGACGAAUGCCUUCUCCUUCGGGACCAACACCGAUCGACUUCUGAGAAAUCUGGUGGAUAACUCUGCCUUGCUGGGCAGCCUGCGAGUCAUCACCGAGGACAUGCAUGUUUUCGGGUCUUUGGUCUGGACCAAUGCCGCUGGCUUGUUGAGCGAUUUCAUCAACAAUGACCCGACCAGCUUUGCUGCCAUCUCGGAAUCGGGCAUGAUCCAGAGCUUUCUUGAGACGCUCACCGGCCGACCCGUUACGGUGCCAAAACCUUCAGAGCCCAAACCCGAAGUUGAGGAGGGCGCGUCGCCCGCUUACUCUGAUGAUUCGGUCACUUUGGAGAGUGAUGAGCGGCCGCACCCCCCGACUCAGGAGAUGCUCGAGGCGCCCAGAGACCGUCUUGCGCCAGGUGUUCUUGCCGCGAAUGACGCUAUCAGCAUCAUUCCAACUAUCCUUAACUCUAUCUCUCUCAACAGUCUCGGCAUGAAGAUGAUAGUCUCGUCCAAUGCCCUUGAGACGUACUUGGAGAUUUUUGAGAGCCCGGAUCAUGUUCAGGCGCUGUGCGAAGCCGACUUGGCGAACAGCGUCGGUGCCAGCUUCGACGAGCUCGCUCGUCAUCACCCGGCUCUGCGACCUGCAAUCUCCAACGCCAUUCUGGAUAUGGUGGCGCGGGUUCUACAUCUGGCAAAGACCAAGUCCGUUAACGCAGGUUGGGGCGCAAAACUCGCCAUUGUCGAUCCAAGCGGCAAAGUCGCAUCCGUGGUCCCAACGGCGAAAGGAAAGGAGAAGGCCAUCGCCGAGGAUGUAGACGUCGAGAUGGUGGAUGCGAACACCACCUCUGUUGAGCAAGCUGAGGGCAACAAAAACGGCGCGUCUGGCAGCCAGAAGCCCACGGGUCCCCAUCAUGAGAUCACGCCUUAUAUUGCGGCACUUACUACCUUCCUCAGCUCUAUUCUUCAAAACUCCAGCCUCAAAUCGGCAUUCGUUCGCCAAGGCGGUGCUGAGUUACUUCUCCAGUUGGCGGAAGCCCCCAGUCUUCCCGAGGACUUCGCCACGACCAGCGCGUCACGAACCCUCUCACACACGCUUGCGUCUGUGAUUGAGGCGAGCCCCAUCCUUGGUCUCCCUUCUCUGCUUAAUCGGAUUCACGCCGCUAUUGAUGACCUUGAGCCGCUUGUCGGCAAGGAAGGCGCCCAUUCAUUCUUUGCACCCUUCGUCGUCCCUAAUCCUACGAUUGCGAAGGACCUGGGAGGGUGGAAACAAGGCUUGAGUGGCACCGUGGCUGGUGGCACUCGAGUUGUGAAGGCUUUGGUUAAACUCCAGCUGCUGCUCCGGACGCUUUACCAAAGCUUUCCCUACUCCUCCCGGCAGGCGACGGUCUCUAUGCCCGCGGUAAACGUCUUCGAUUACUUCGACGCUCUCAUCAAGCGCCUCGGCCCCCUCUUGCGCGAUGCCGCCAUGGAGGAUAUGGCACUUGCGGCCCUCGUUCCGCAACACUGGACGGGGAAUAAGCCAAUCUCACUGGAUGGUGCUGAGACCCCUGCGCCUCCUGUUCUCCCCGCGGAUGAGGAAGAUAAGCCUGAAGAGGUUCGCAUUGACGACAAGGGAGCAGAAAGGUCAGCCCUGCCAAAAGAGCCAACCAAGGGAGAACGGUCCACGACUCCGUUUCAAAACUAUUCCGUCAUCCACCGUCUACUCAAUUCGGUUGCACCCAGCGCGCUUCCGGUUUUCCAGACAGUGGGAAAGGUGCUGUUACCCAGGCGAGGUACCGAGUCGUACGUCAGGUCGCAGCACAUGAGGCUCGCAGAUACGUUGGCGCAGACUAUCCUGGAGCAGCUGUGCAUGCCACGGCAGACGCUGGCGGUUCGGGACAUGCAUUACUGGGCCGUUAUGUUCGACGCCCUGAACCAGAUGCUGAUUGACCCAACGAGACUGCCUGACCGCACCUCCGUCCAGCUGAUCUUGCCUGUCCUUGUGGCGUUUAAGGACCAUGGCGGCAUAGAGCUCCUGAAUACAAUGCUUCAGAAGUUUGCCGACGAGGUUUGUCGUGAUGCGAUCGAGGGCCAUGACGCUCACAGGUUGGAGCUCGCUACGGUUGGCAUGAAGAAGAUUUUCGAUAUCUACCAUGUCAUCGUGAAUGGCAAGAAUGUUUAUGAUUCCGUUGCCCAAACUAGUCUCUUCCCGCGGUCCACGGACAGGAGCAAAGAUUACGGGCAUCAGCUUGUCGUGGAGCUGAGGUUAGCCAUCCUCCCAACUGCCCGUAAGCUUUGGGAGUCAGACUUCGCUGAGAAGGCCCCCACGCCGGCCUUGAGCAAAGUCAUCGACAUCAUCAAGACCAUUGCGACAGCGGAUUUGGAAACCAACGCGUGGCGCAAAUUGGACAAAUCGGGGCCCCAACCCUUGUUCAGGAAUCUCAAACUCGAUCCUUUCAACUGGGCUGCUCACGCUGAGCAAGUUGAAAACUUGACGCGACUGGACUACGAGGAGGGGCUCGCCCGCGAAGCAGUCUAUCGUGCGAACGGAAAGUACGACGAAUCGACAGAGUAUUGCCGUGCUCACUCCAAAGACUUGGCAGGCAAGCGCAAUCCUAUCCCGGAGGUCGACGCCUAUCAGCGCCCGCCGUCACCGAAACCCCAUGAGUCUCGUGAAGAGAAGUCAUCUUCUUCAGCGACAAAUCCCCCGGGUGCUGAUCCCAUGUCGCUGGACUCGAUACCCGGAAUCAAUAACUUCAUUCGCGAGGCCAUUGGCGAAGCUGUUCCCGAAGACCUCUCCUCUGACGACUUCAACGGUGAGCAUUCAAACUCGAGUCAAGAUUCCUCUAGAGAAGACGAACCCCUCGCGUCCUCGGUGCUAGCGCAAGGCGCCCAACCAAGCCCAUCUGACGAAUUUCUGACGCCCCCGCGGGUCACGAGGGAGGAUCUUGACAAAGAGCGAGCCGAGAUCCAGAACGACUUGAUUGACCGUUGCCUGGAUGUCGUCAGGACUCAUCCGGAUCUGGUUUUCGAGGUCUGCGACCUGAUCCAAGUCACUGUUCUCAAGUCUGGCAGCGAAGUUCAACGGGGGGAAGUCGGCGAUGUGCUUGCCAACGCUCUGAUGUCCUUUGCCAUGAACGACGAGGAAGAAAAGCGCGCUAACGCCCGUGGUAUUGCCGCUUACGCUCAUUUACUUUCACUCCUCUUGCAGAAUCGGCCAUUCUUCAAGUCGACUCUGCCGACCCUGAAGCAGAACAUCGGCGACUACCUGGGCUUCCUGAAGGUUUCUCUCGCCAGCUCCAAUGAGGAGCUUCCAUCAUGGAUUCCGUAUACUCUUCUCAUCUUCGAGAUCCUCCUAUCAGAUGAUGAACAACCAGUCGAGGUUGAGUGGAAAGCACCAACCAAGGAGGACGAUCCCGUUGAGCCGCCGGUCUGGAUUGCGAGGGAACCCAACAUGUCGGCUGAGGAGCGCUCCAGCCUCCUCGCCUCGGUCUUGGACAUUCUCCCGAGGGUUGGCAAGGAAGAGACCCUGGCUGUCUCCGUUUUGAGGAUCCUCGUAAUCCUAACAAGGGACCAUGCAAUGGCAAAGAUCGUCGGCGAGAAGCGAAACCUCCAGCGCCUGUUUGUUAUGGCGAAGCAGUCCUGCAGUGGAGGGUCGGCGCGGCUCACGCAAGCGCACAUCUCGGACAACAUCAUGAUCAUUCUUCGUCACAUAGUAGAAGAUGAUGACAUCAUUCGCCAGAUGAUGGAGACAGAGAUCCGACAGUCUUUGAGUUCCCGAAGCCCGCGGGCAUAUCACGAUCUCCAGGGCUAUUUGCGCCAUCUUUCUCAUGUGGCGCUCCGUGCUCCGAAGCUCUUCGUCGAUGUCACCACAGACCUCGUGAAGCUGAGCAACUGGUCGGCUUCUCUUGAUCCCGCCAUGCGCCCCCACGCCCUUGCUCUCAAAGACAAACCCGCUGAGGAGGCGGCACCCCCGAAGGAGGGGUCGGUUGAACCCGCGGUGCAAGCAACAGAGGACUUGACUAUCCAAGAUGUCAAGCUGUCAACCGAGUCAGGAGAUAAAGAGAUGGCAGAUGCAUCGAAGACUCCGUUUGAAGUCAAGCGUCCUGUCCUGGAGAAUCCUGACGGUGUGAUCCAUUUCCUGCUCUGCGAGUUGCUCAACUACAGGGAGGUUGACGAUAAGGAGCCGUCAAGCCAUCCUGCGAAGGAGUCGCCGACGGGAGGCGAAUCCUCCGGUGCGACUGUGGAAGCGUCCUCUGCAGGACAGCAGCUGGUAGACCCGAAGGACAGAAAGACACCCAAGUCAACUUUCAAAGCAGAGGACCACCCAAUCUUCGUCUACCGCUGUUUCCUGCUCAACUGCUUGGCCGAGCUUCUGCAAAGCUUCAACCGCGCAAAAGUUGAGUUUAUCAACUUCAAGCGGAGCGCUCCCGUACUCAACAACACGCCCAUCAAGCCUCGCUCGAGCGUCUUGAACUACUUGCUCAACGAUCUUCUCUGCUUGGGGCCUGCCGGCAUCCCCAUGGAUUCGACGAUCAUCAAGAAGAAGGCUGCGACAUCAAACCAUGCACAGGCAGUGCUUGUGGCUCUGGUUACCCGGACCCCUGAGAAACCUGUCGAUCGCACCCGCAUUCACUUCGAGUACGAUGACGACUCGGACCUUUUGUUCGUUCGCCGGUUCGUUCUCGACACAGUCCUCCGCGCAUUCAAGGAAGCCACUACUCCUGGUGAACCGAUUGAGGUGCGCUACGGGAAGAUGAUGUGCGCCGCAGAGCUUAUGAGUUUGAUGAUCGGCGAGAAGGAGAAGGAGGGGGCGCCCAGAGACGCCCGGGCCACGGAUCCCGCCGUUAUCAGGUCGCAGAUGCAACUCAAGCGCCUCAUGUACGAGAAGGGUUACAUCGCUGCGUUGACGGCGUCCAUUGCCGACAUUGACCUCACGUUCCCCAACGUCAAGCGCACGAUCAAGUACAUCCUGCGCGUUCUUCGAGCCUUGACAAAGACAGCGUACCAGUUGAGCCAGUCGGACGUUAUUCCAGUGACGGCGACUGACCAGCCUGAGGACGACUUUGCAUCAGCGUCAUCCCUCUCAGAUCUGGACGAUGACCGUGAGGAGACUCCCGACCUCUACCGCAACUCCACUUUAGGUAUACUCGAACCGGGCCGCGAGGAAGAUUUCUCCGAUGAGGAUGAAGAUGAUGACGAUGCCAUGUACGAUGACGAGGCUUACGACGAAGAACUCGAUUACGGUGAUGAGAUGUCCCAGGAUGAAGAAGAGAACCCCAGCGACGACGAGGAUGAGCUGGGCGGGAUGGGAGAGAUCGAAGGCCUUCCUGGUGAGCCGGGCGUCGUGGAAGUCAUCAUGGGUGAAAACGAAGACGAUGAAGAUAUGGACGAAGACAUGGACGAGGAUGACGAGGAAGAGCUUAGCGACGAGGAUGAGGAUGAAGAUGAAGACGACGAUGAAGAUGAGAUGGGCUCCGAGGAUAUGGAGGAGAUCGAAGAUCGCAUUGAGAUCGUCAACGAGGAGGGUGAUGCUAUGGAGGAUGAGGGAGCUUCCGGUUGGGAGAGCGAAACGGAUGAAGAGGAUGAAGAUGGCGAGGAGGAGCUCCCGUUCGACGGGGGUGCGCAAGAUAUCCAUGAUGCACUGAUGCAUGGUCAUGGCAUCGAUCAACUCGGCCGCAUCCCCGAGAUCCUUAGGAACGUUGUCGAUGGGGAGGAUCUAGAUGCAGAGGACAUGCAGGAUCUCGACGAACACUACCUUGACGAUGGUUUGGAUGAUGAGGACGAGGAAGAAGAAGAUGAAGGUGACGAAGAUGAGGUGUACUACGACCCGAGCCAUCAUCACCACCAUGAUGACCACCCCCCUUCGAACAUCGCGUCAGGUCUCGGAUGGGACAUCCCCCAUAUCGAACCUCAUCACCGAUUCCGACAUGGAGGUGUUCGGAGCCCAUUCCCGCCUGCGUUCACCAUGGGAGGCCGCGAAGGCUUGGCACCUGACUUCCGAAGCUAUUUCCGCCACAGCCACCCCCGCCCACCCGCGAACACGACGGACGAUGGUGUCAAUCCCUUGCUGCUUUCUGGUAACCGUACUGUACCGGAUUCAGUUUCUCGCGUCACUGGCCAGCACAUGAUCCGCCUUGGGUUCCCGGGUGCUCUCGUCGGGCAUGGUAUCGACGCGCCCCUUGCAUUCAUUAAUGAUCUGAUGCAGAGCAUCCCUUUUCCUCCUAGAGGCGGCCCUUCCUUCAGCCUCCAGCUGAGAUCUGAAGGUCCAUCAGGAGAGGUCCGCCAGGUUAGCAUCCCGGUCAACAUGGCAGCUUCACCCCGCGAGACUCGUUGGGAGCCACGGCGUGAGGUGUAUCAGGAGCCCCACCAAGCUGUCGCCUUCUCUUCCGAGGCUACUGCCGAGCGAUGGCAGGAAGAAUCCAAGAUGAUCUUCGGCCUCAACCAUCAUGAGAAAUCCAAGCUGCUGACUACAGCGAUCCUCGGGAUGCUCGCCCCAGCUGCCAUGCAGCGGGAAAAGGAAAUCAAGGCUCGCCAAGAGGAGAAGCGCAAGCGCGAGGAGGAGCGUAGGAAGCGCGAAGAAGAAGAGCGCAAAGAACGCGAGGCCAAGGAAGCGGAGGAGAAGGCUGAGAGGGAGAGGAAAGAAGCCGAGGAGCGCGAGCGGCAGGAGCGGGAGCGCGCCGAGGCCGAAGCGGCGCGUGCAGCCGAACAAGCGACUGCGGUUCCUGAACCGGAGGUUGAGGAGCCCCAGGCCAUGGAAGGCGUUGAGUCUCAUGCCGAACCCCAGGCGGAAGAGCAGCAACCGGCUGCUCCGGCAGAACGCGUCACCACGGUCAUUCGUGGCGAGACCGUUGAUGUUACCGAGCUCGGCAUCGACCCUGAAUAUCUCGCCGCGCUUCCGGAGGAGUUCAGGGAAGAAGUUAUUGCUCAGACCGUGAGCACUCGGCGCUCGCAGGCUCGCGAGCAGGCGGCCAACGAGGGAGAGAAUACCGAAGUCUUCCAAGAGUUUCUCGAAGCUCUGCCAGCGGAACUUCGUAUGGAGAUCGUUCAGCAGGAGCGCCAAGAACGCCGUCGUCGCGAGCGUGAGGAGCAGCGUAGACAGGCAACUGCGGCUGGGCAGGUGGACCUUGGUCCCGUCGAGAUGGACACCGCUAGUAUCUUGUUGACCUUCCCGCCUGCCCUUCGGGAGCAGGUCCUGCUGGAGCAAGGCGAAGACAUAAUGGAUCAUUUGCCCCCCGAGCUCGCUGCAGAGGCCCGCGCGAUCGCUCAGCGGCAUAACUUGCAUCGCGUUCCGCCCGCGGGGGUGCCUCGUGCCCGGGAUGCUACCCGCCGGCCGGAAGCAGCAGUUGAGACGAAGCCAAGGCGGCGCACAAUCGUGCAAAUGCUCGACAAGCCUGGGGUUGCAACGCUUCUCCGGCUCAUGUUCAUCACGCAGCAGAGCUCCAUUCGCAACUACCUGUUUGACGUCUUCUCGCACGUCUGUGAGAAUCGCCAAAACCGCCUGGAAGUUAUCUCUACCCUCCUUCAGAUUCUUCAGGACGGCAGCACCGACAUGGAGGCUGUCGAGCGUAGCUUCAGCCAACUGUCCUUGAAGGCGAAGCAGCCGAAGGACAAGGAUCCUAAGACGCCGCAGAGCCUCAAGCGAACGUUCACAAACCUCAGCGCCAGCAAUCAGGUGACCGGCAACUCUGAGGUCUCGCCUCUGUUGAUCGUCCAACAGUGUCUCGACCUGCUGCAGGAGCUUGCAACUAAGAACCCCCAUGUUCCAUCCCUCUUCUUGACAGAGCACGAGACGGUUGCCUCUACACUUAAGCGCAGCACGAGCCGUAAGGGCAAAGGCAAGGAUGUCAACGCCAAGGCGCAGAGAUUCGCCAUCAAUUCGCUUCUGGCACUCUUGGAUCGGGAGCUCAUCAUGGAGAGUUCGUCUGUCAUGCAACUCCUGGCAGAUUUGCUCAACAAGGUCACCUACCCACUGCAGGCCCUCGAGCGUCGGCGUAAGGAAGCUGAGGAGGGAGCGAAGAAGAAGGCCGAGGAGGAUAGGGCGGAGGACAAGGCUGAGCCCAGCGCUGAGACCGCCCAGGCUUCGGAGGAACAACCUUCCACGGCUCAGACCGCUGAGCCCACCGCUUUUGUCUCAAACGAGAAGCAUACGGCGGCGUCGAGCACUGAUCAGCCCGAAGCGGAGAGCUCAACGGCGAAGGAGACGAAGCCUGAGGAGAAGAAGGUUCGGCAGCUUACGCCGCCUACGAUCCCUGACCACAACCUAAAGCUGGUCAUCAACGUCUUUGUCGCGCGGGAAUGCAGCUCCAAGACCUUCCAAAACACGAUAUCCACCAUCAAGAACCUCUCCAACAUUACUGGCGCCAAGAAAGUCUUUGGCGAGGAGCUUGUCUCGCAGGCUAGAGCUCUGAGCGAGAACAUUGUUUCGGACCUCACCGAUCUGCUUCCGCAUAUCCUCAAGGCAGAGUCGGGAACUGAAAUUCAGGGCAUCGCGCUUGCCAAGUUCUCGCCUGGCGCGUCGGAGCAGAAUAAGUUGCUACGUGUCCUGACGGCGCUGGAUCACCUGUUUGAUACUAGGGGCAGAAAAUCAAACGGGGGCGCAGCAGGCAGCGAGAUGGCUGAUGAGACCAAGGAGGACCUCCUUGGUUCCCUUUACUACAACCCGACGUUCAAAACCAUGUGGGACAAGUUGAGCGCUUGCCUCAGCGCGAUUCGGCAGCGGGAGAGCUUGCUCAAUGUGGCGACGAUUCUGUUGCCGCUCAUCGAGUCUCUGAUGGUGGUUUGCAAGAACACGACGCUGAACGAGGCGCCUACCUCGCAAACUGCGACCAAGGAGAUGCUCUUGUCUAGCCCUCCACCCGAGAACGGCAUUGCGGACUUGUUCUUCACAUUCACGGAGGAGCAUCGGCGUAUCCUGAACGAGCUUGUCCGGCAGAACCCCAAGCUCAUGUCUGGGACCUUCUCGCUGCUCGUCAAGAACCCCAAGGUGCUCGAAUUCGACAACAAGAGGAACUACUUUAACCGCAGCGUCCAUGCCAAGACGGGCCAGCAGCAGAGGCCGCAGUACCCGCCCCUGCAGCUUUCGGUUCGUCGGGACCAGGUGUUCCACGACUCGUUCAAGUCGCUCUACUUCAAGUCUGGUCCGGAAAUGAAGUUCGGCAAACUCAACAUCCGCUUCCACGGCGAGGAGGGUGUCGAUGCGGGCGGUGUCACGCGAGAGUGGUUCCAGGUGCUCGCCCGCCAAAUGUUUGACCCGAACUAUGCGCUCUUCAUCCCCGUUUCGUCGGACCGCACCACUUUCCACCCGAACAAGCUCAGCGGUAUCAACGACGAGCACUUGAUGUUCUUCAAGUUCAUCGGGCGUAUCAUUGGAAAGGCUCUGUACGAGGGCCGUCUCCUUGAUUGCUACUUCAGCCGUGCGGUUUACAAGCGUAUCCUCGGCAAGCCCGUGUCGGUCAAGGACAUGGAGUCGUUCGAUCCAGACUACUACAAGUCUCUUGUCUGGAUGCUCGAGAACGACAUUACCGACAUUAUUGUCGAGACCUUCUCGGUUGAGGAUGAUGAGUUCGGUGUCACCAAGGUGGUCGACCUCAUUCCAAAUGGCCGCAACGUUCCCGUCACAGAAGACAACAAGCACGAGUAUGUGCGGCUGAUUGUGGAGCACAAGCUCCUCACGUCGGUCAAGGACCAGAUGGAGAACUUCUUGAAGGGCUUCCAUGACAUUAUUCCUGAGGACCUCAUCGCCAUCUUCACCGAGCAGGAACUCGAGCUUCUCAUCUCAGGUCUGCCGGACAUUGACGUGGACGACUGGAAGAGCAACACCGAGUAUCAUAACUACACUGCUGCAUCGCAGCAGAUUCAGUGGUUUUGGCGGGCGGUGCGUUCAUUCGACAAGGAAGAGCGGGCAAAACUCCUCCAAUUCGUCACCGGCACGUCCAAGGUGCCUUUAAACGGGUUCAAGGAACUGGAAGGCAUGAACGGCGUCAACCGGUUCAACAUCCACCGCGACUAUGGCAACAAGGACCGGCUUCCCAGCUCUCAUACCUGCUUCAAUCAACUUGAUCUUCCCGAGUAUGAGAGCUACGACAUCCUCCGAAGCCAGCUACUCAAGGCGAUUACAGCUGGCAGUGACUACUUUGGCUUCGCCUAAACAGCGCAGUGGCCUGGCACGAUUGCGGAGACAGAGAGAUUUGGAGGUCAUAACAUGGAGGGACGGCAUGAAUUGCCCAUCCUGUCCAAAAAGCGUCACGGGGCAUCUGAUGGAUUGUUUUGAUUGCAUUUGCAGGUGGAUGGGGCGGCACAACCGCAAUGCUUCGUGUAGAUUUGGUCAUUGUAUGUCUUUAAUAUUUUUCAUUGCCCGCCCGUCUUCAGCCUGGCGUCGGGUAGUUACAGGUGGGAGAGCGGAGUGCAGGCCGCUUUCUUCCCUCUGCUACUGCGCGGCCUCGCGGAGGGGGUUUUGGGAGGUAGAACAUCGACGCCUCUGUUGAGGGGGGCUAAGCGUCAGUUAGG